This is a messenger RNA of Halteromyces radiatus, 6590 nucleotides long. RefSeq lists its product as uncharacterized. The record is from RefSeq and is a predicted model, not a curated record. Lineage: Eukaryota; Fungi; Mucoromycota; Mucoromycetes; Mucorales; Cunninghamellaceae. Gene Ontology annotation, molecular function: chromatin binding; RNA polymerase II general transcription initiation factor activity; transcription cis-regulatory region binding. Gene Ontology annotation, biological process: transcription initiation at RNA polymerase II promoter. The coding region runs from base 74 to 6388 and encodes 2104 amino acids. Gene Ontology annotation, cellular component: transcription factor TFIID complex. The transcript has 21 exons.
GUUUACUCUAUAAUAUACUUGAUCAAACUAUAAUAUUCUUGUUUGAUAAAGUUAUUUUUAUAGUAGGAUUGUCAUGCAAAGGGAACCGAACAAAAAGAACUUUACAUUAAGUCAUGAACGGUUCGUACUGGAUGUUGAUCCCUGCCGACGUUUCAUUGAGGGCUCGGCAGAACUAACUAUACAACCUUUGGAUCAACUAUCAAAUAUACGUAUCAAUUCAAAAAGUCAUUGUUAUAUUACGAAAACAUUUGUAAAUGGUACUCCAGUAGAUUUCGACUUGUCUGAUCCCGUGUCUGAACUUACUCUUGGUGGAAAUACAACAAUUGCUCAUCACCAAGUCUACAAAAGCAAAUAUUUAGCAGCUCUUCGUGAUGCUGACGACGGUGAAUUAUCCAUCAGAAUACCUGAAGGUUGCAUCAAACAGAUGACUGAAUCCGAAGCUCAAUUGAUCAGUAAUCAAAUUUUCUUACAAAGUCAUGCAGAUCUCAAUGACGAUACCAAUGAAAAAUCAACGAGUAUGAAUGAACAAAACUCACCAUCUUAUGCUCCCAUUGUCAUUCGAAUCGAUUUCAAAUUGGAAGAUCCAAGGGCUGGUAUUGUUUUUGUUGAACCUGAUGAUGAAAUUGCUCCUUAUCGUGCACAUCAUCUCUAUACUGUAAAUCAACCACUGCCUGGUGCUACUCGUGCUUGGCUACCUUGUAUUGAUCGUAUUGCUGAAAGAUGUACCUGGGAUAUGGAAUUUGUUGUUCCCCGUCGAAUGGGUGGAAAUAUUAUGGAUAUGGAUACUGAUACAACAUAUGAUGAAGAUGCAACUGUCGUUGUUUGUAGCGGUGAAGUGGUUGAACAGGUGAUUCACCCUAAAGAUCCGUCAAAGAAAAUUGUCCACUAUAACUUGUCUGUUCCAACUGCAGCACCUUUUAUUGGCUUUGCAAUAGGUCCCUUUGAGAUGAUCAAAUUAUCACCAUCUCAACUACAAGAAGAAGUACUCAAUGCUGCUGAACUAGAUGAAAGUCAACAACAAAGCCUUAUGGCGGAAAUCAAUAUGAUGUCAAAUAUCUAUGCUUUUGCCUUACCUGGAUUUCGCGAAGAAUUGAAUAUUAGUUGUUCCUUUUUGAUGCAUGCCAUGCAUUUUUAUGCCCAAGAAUAUGGGUCAUAUCCCUUCUCUGACUUCAAACUGGUAUUUAUUGAUGAUGCUUGGUGUGACACUGCUUCAAGUGCUUCAUUGGCAAUUUGCAGCUCACGUCUUCUACACGAUGCGGACAUUAUUGAUCAAACAUAUCAUACUCGACAUGCUUUAAGUUUGGCUCUCGCGAGACAGUGGUUUGGUGUUCAUAUUAUUCAGAAAACAUGGAUGGAUACUUGGUUGAUUGUUGGUCUUGCUAAUCUCAUGGGAUCUCUCUUUAUUAAACGACAUCUUGGAAAUAACGAAUAUCGGCUUCGACUGAAAAAGGAUAUGGAAUUAUGUUGUUCUCUGGAUAUCAAUCGCGCUCCAUUAUACAAUCCAGCUCUUCCUUCACCAUUAGACCCUGAUGAUCUUAGUUUUCUGGAACUCAAGGCCCCUCUUGUUUUAUAUAUUUUGGAUCGACGUAUGUGUAAAGCAGGUUCAACUCUUGGUUUAUCUCGUGUGAUACCCAAAAUCCUUGUUUCGGCCAUGAGUGGUGAAUUGGCACAGAAUGCGAUCAGUACCCAUUAUUUUAUGCGACUUUGCCGGAAAAUUAGUGGAUUCGACACUAAAACAUUUGCGGAUCAAUGGAUUUACAAAAGUGGAUGUCCUAAAUUCAAUUUUUCUUUCAACUUCAAUCGGAAAAAGAUGGUAGUGGAGUUUUUUAUGAAGCAAGAAAAUACCAACAGUUUUAUUUCAAGCAACCAGGAUGGGGAACAUGCUCCUUUGACGGACGGUGGUAUUGUAAACUACCAAGAAUUCAUGACACCUUUGUUUACUGGAAAUCUCACAGUACGGAUUCACGAAGCAGAUGGGACUCCCUAUGAACAUAUUUUGGAUAUUCAAUCAGCAGAACACAAAUUUGAAGUACAAUUCAACACAAAGUAUAAGCGUAUUCGACGAAACACCAAACGAUUCAGGGCAAAACAAGCAGCAGCAGCAGCAGCUGUAGCGGAAGAGGAACAAGAAAAUGAAGAAGGUGCGGAAUCUGGAACAACUAGUAUGCUAGGUAUUAUUCCUAGUUUGGGACUUGGAAUGCCUGUCUUCGAAGAUCCAAUAAAGAAACAAGAAUGGCGAAUUUACGAAUGGGGUCAAGGUGGAGAAGAUACCAGUGGGGCUGCAAGUGCAAUGUUUGAUUGGAUUCGUCUGGAUGCAGAAUUUGAAUGGUUAACAAGUAUCGAAUUUCAACAGCCCGAUUAUAUGUGGGCUGCUCAACUCACCAAGGAUCGUGACGUUGUUGCUCAACAUGAUGCUAUUACUGCUUUACAGCAUAUGCCAUCUCCACAAACUUCGACUAGUUUGUUACGUGCUUUAUUGGAUCAAAAAUGCUUCUACAAAAUCAGAAUGGAAUCUGCUUAUGCUCUAGCAUCCUGUGCAAGUCCUUCAGUGGAUUGGAUUGGACUUCUUCAAUUGGGCAAAAUGUUUCGAAAACGAUAUUGUUUCCCCAUCAACUCUUCUGAUGAUAGUGACGAUGAUGACAUCCCUUUGGCAUUAGCUAUUCCGAAACCGAACAACUUUAGUAACAUUCCUGAUUACUUCAUCCAAAAAGCUGUAGUAAUUGCGUUUUCUCAAAUACGUGAUGAUCGUGGGCUGGCCCCUGAAAAGGUACGAAAGUUUCUUUUGGAUCUGCUCAAGUAUAAUGAUAAUAUUGGAAAUGAGUUCUCUGACUGUUAUUAUAUUGCAACUAUGAUAUCCGCACUUGGUGAUUCUCUGAUACCUUCGUCAAAUGCUCCUGAGGCUAUUGAAGUUGAUUCUCGUGAAGGCAAAGAGUUGGUGGCUGCUGCACUCUCUGAAAUUGAACGAUUCCGGACAUUGGAUUAUGUCAUUCCAACUUAUCACAACGUUGUUAGUGUAUCAUGUUUAAAGACUAUUACCAAGCUAAUGAUGAAUAAUCUUAUGGAUGUGAACCUUGCUACAUUCAUGCCUUAUACUCGAUAUGGUAACUAUUUGGAAGUUCGAUUGACGGCAUUCGACAGUUUGUUUGUGCUGGCUGGAUUACUCAACAAAGAACUGACAAACUACUUUUUGACUGUGAUUAAAGAAGAUCCUUCAGCUUAUGUAUCCCAUUACGUUUCAAGGGCGAUGCUGACAUGGCUUGGUUUGGCGCUCAAGGACAAAUCAGAAACGACUCAAACGAAAGUUAUCGAAGAAUUUGCUGAAGAAGAAGGCAAAGUGGUAAUUGAAGACGAAAAACGAAGAUUACAAAAAACUGUACAACAAGAGUUUCAAUCCAGCGUGGAAGUCUUACGGAAACGAUUUGAAAAUAACAUUGAACUACAACAGAACCUUUGGGACUUAUUGAACUCGCCAGAAAAUAUCACCAUUGAUCAUUCAAUUCGGAAAUACUUAUUGCAAUUCUGUGAAUAUAUGUACAAACCAAUUGAUGUUGGACUCAAGGUUACGAUUAGGGUACCAGCCUUGCAGCCACAAGACGUGUCUGAAGAUAUAUCUGAACCAGCAACGCCAACUCAACCCAUAUUACGGAUUAGCAAACCUAAAUUACCUACCAAGGAGAAGAAGGAAAUCGAACCCAAAACCAUCAAAAUCUCAUCGUCUAUUCGAUCUUUUGUAUCUGAAAACGGUAAUGUUCAUGAUUCCAGUCAAGAUCAGUCAAGUCCAGUAUCCGCUAUCUCCUCAUCAGCAUCACCAAUUUCCUUGAUCGCUAGUACGACACAGCCAGAAACGAAACUCACAACAACGGUCAAAUCACCUAAACCCGUAACAUCGAAGUCUACUGUUAAAAAAUCACACAAAAUGCCAUCUUCAGAAUCAAAAAAGAUCAGACGGAUAUACAACAAGUUACAAAAACAUCGGGCUGCAGCUGUUUUCUUACAGGAAGUCAACGAAGAAUUGGAUGGCGCUCCUGGCUAUUAUGAUAUUAUCAAGAAUCCUAUGGAUCUGGGCAAGAUCAAGAAUAAGGUGGAUGAAAAGGUGUAUACUUCCUUCUCUCAAUUUGAAGCCGAUGUCCGUUUGAUGCUCAACAACUGUUAUAUUUUCAACUUGCCCGGUUCUUUUGCUUAUGAUCAAGGUCAAAUACUAGAAAAUGUUUUGGAAAAAGAACUUGCCAAAGGACGUGAAGCUGAUGAAAGCCAAAAUAUGACCAUUGUGGAAAGUCGUGAACCAUCACCCAGUGGAGGUGCAAAUUUGAUUCUUCCUUCCAAACCAAUCGAAUCUUUACCAACUCCUCAACAACCUCAACCAUCAUCCCAAUUCUCACCAUCCCAAUCAAUACCAUCGAAAACUAUUUCUCUCUCGCCUUCGUCACAAGUGCCACAACUACCACUUCUAUCAAGUCAACCUCAGCCAGUGAUAAAGGUCAAGGAACGGAAGGAACCAACACAUACUGUCAUGGAUUCUCAACCAUCCUCUGUCACUCAACCGAAAUUAAUUACCAAAACUCAAUCUGUACCACUUCCAUCAACACCAGUCUCAGCAUCAACAUUAGCAACAUCAGCACCGGUACCAUCUUCUAUACCUGUAUCCGCUCCUCGACCUCGUACAGACAAAGAUAUCUGUACGGCUAUCUUGAACAAGACAAUGGAAUCUCGUCACGCUUUUGAAUUUAUUCGUCCUGUGGAUCCGAUCAAACAAGGUAUACCUCAAUAUACUCAAAUCAUCAAGAAACCAAUGGACUUGGGAACUAUCAAAUCAAAAUUAAAGGCCAACGAAUAUUUGUCAGUGAAGCAAUUUGAUGAUGAUGUAAGACUGAUGUUAUCCAACUGCUACAAGUUUAAUCCUCCGAAUACAUAUGUCUACAAUGAAGCCAAGCAGCUAGAAGAGGUUUACAAUAACGAGUACGGUACAUAUUUUGGUACUCAACGACUGACAUCAACGCCUGUCUCACCAAGACAUAUCACAACUAUUCCUGAUACCACAACAACAACAACACUUGCUGAAAAACCUAUCUCAGUCACCAAAGCCGCUACUGCUUCACCUACAAUUGGACAACAUGCAAAAUCACCUUUGAUUGCGUCUCACAAAUUGGAUCAACAUGUGCCUUCGUCGCCUACAGCAAUCAAAAAGGAAAAAGUGAGAAAGAGUUCUGUCAGUAACGUCCCUACUGGUCCAUUGACUACUGGUCUUCCUGCUCCUGGUUCUACUGGUCCUUCAAAGCAUCGGGCUAUUCAACCUCUGAUGGAUGAAAAAAAUACGGAAAAAUGUCGACAUAUUUUGUCUCUACUUUGGAAUCAACCUGAAUCACUUGCAUUCCAUUAUCCUAUUGAUGUCGUGGCAUUAAAUAUCCCAUCUUAUCUAGAUAUUAUCAAGCGUCCGAUGGACUUGUCAACUGUACGAGAAAACUUGGAUAAAGGCAACAUCAAGACAAUAUGGGAUUUUGAAAGGGAUGUUCGACAAAUCUUUUGGAACUGUUUUCGAUUCAACGAUUCGAUGUCGGUGAUCAGCCAACAAGCUCAAUCACUACAAUCCUACUUCAACAAUCUUUGGUACAACGAAUAUGCUGAACCUGAUUGUCUAAAAGGAGAUGAUGAACGUGCCGCCAAACACAUGCUGUCGAAUAUGAUGAAACAUGAAUAUGCUGCUCUAUUCACUGAACCUGUCGAUACUUAUGCUAUACCUGAAUACAAAGAACGUAUUACGUCGCCAAUGGAUCUUCGUACAAUGACAGAAAAGUUACAAACUGGACGAUAUUCAUCAUUACAACAAGUAGAUGCGGAUAUCCGACUCAUGUUUGCAAAUUGUUUCAAAUUCAAUAACUCGAAAUCUUUUGCGUAUGAUCAAGGAAAACGUUUGGAAAAGUAUUACAAUAACAAUGGUGGAAGAGAAAUCAGAGCUCGUAUCAAGGAACACCAACAACGACAGGCAGGCACUUCAGCUAUUACCAACAAACCAUCAGGAUCAUCAGCAACUUCAAAAACUACUUCAGUUCCUACUUCUACUACAACUCAACAACGUCACAAACAAGCAUCUCCAGUCAAACAAAUGCCAGCAACUGCUACUGAAAAAGUAACAUCGACUUCAUCAUUACCUUCUCCCCCCACUAAUGUCACAGUUCGGUCAACAACAGCACCACCAACUAAAGCAGUUAGUGUUACUCCUCCUGUUAGAUCAUCAUCUACCAGUCUUCCUUCAUCUUCAAUAUCAAAUACUACUCCAACGUCUACACCAGCGAAACUUUUACCUGGUCUUUACAGCAAAUUGGAAAGUCUUUUAAGCAAACUGAAAAAGAACAAGAACUCUUUUGCUUUUCUGGAACCGGUAAGGAAAUAGAAAUAAAAUAAAAAAAAAAAGGAAAAAUUUGCUAAUUAUUCUUUAAUAUAGGUUGAUCCCAUUGCCUUACAAAUCCCUCAUUAUACAACCAUUGUACCUAAUCCUAUGGAUCUUGGUACUAUGUAAGUGUUUUUUUUUUUCAAUUGGAUACAUCAACAUAUAUAAUACUAUGUGAUUGUUCAUUCAAUAAUAAUGAUUUUUU